AUGGAAGAAUUCCACGACUCCAGGAACGCAACGGGGUCCGUGCGAGGGGGGUACCCGCCAGACCCCGCAGGGAAGACAACAGCGGCCGGGACACGGACCCCAGAGACGCCGACGGGGUCGUGGGGGGCAUGUGAGCCGUGGGACUCCGAUCGGGGGUCCAAUCUCCGCAGCCCUCGCCACCCUCCGAGGAUGUCGGCGGCCGCGGCUGCAGCGGAGCCGGCGAGGGAUGUCGUGGGAGGAGGAGGGGGUCCCUACGGCCAAGGGGACUCAGCCGAGGGGGGCCCCUUACCGCUCGAGGCCGUGCUCCGAGCCUACGAGCAGCCCAUCAACGAGGAGCAGGCGUGGGCCGUGUGCUUCCAAGCCUGCCGGGUCCUGGCCGCGACCCCCUCUGGCGGCGGCGAGGGGGCCCGCGACCCCGGCGGCGGCGGUGGCGAGGGGAGCUCGGCUCGACCCCGUCUGCACCUCGCGGGGCCCCACGGGGUGCUGCUGCACAGGGACGGUGCCGUGCAGUGCGUGCUGCAGCCUCGAGACCCUGCAACUGGAGAAACAACUGAACCCUGCUCGGCAGAGGUGGAGGUGGUGCGCUCGCUGGGCUUCGUCAUCUACAAGGCCCUGGAUUGGGGCCUGGAUGAAAACGAGGAGCGUGAGCUGAGCCAGCCGCUGGAGGAGCUCAUCGACUGGAUGACCAGCCUGGAGGACGCGGCGGCCACGGACGACGAGGGCGGGGGAGGUGCGUUGCGCGACGAGGGCUACGACGGGCCAGACGAGGACGAGGAGGCCGGCGCCGGCAACGCCACCACCACCGCCGGCACCGGCACCGCCGCCGGCACCACCGCCGCUGACGGCGGUAGCGGAGUGAGCCGUCCGGAAGGGCCGUUCCAGUCCGUCAUAAAGAUGUGCACGUCACACCUGAGGACGACUCGUGAAGCCCCGUCGCACUACCAGGCCGUGUGCCGCGCGCUCUACGCCGAGGCCAUGGAGCUGCGCACCUUCCUCGAGAAGAUCCAGAGCGCCAAGGAGGCGCUGAAGAAGAUGCAGGGCGGUGGUGGCGGCGGCGGCGACGGAAAUCAAGCGUCGCCCAACUCCUUCGAGCUCAACGAGCUGCAGCACCUGGACUGGGCGCGCCUGUGGGGCCCGGUGAUGCGCGAGCUCCGUCACGGCGUGAAGCUCAAAAAGGUGGCGGCCAUGCGUCCCUACAGCGGCCUGCCCAUCGAGUUCCAGUUCACGCCCUACGAGAUGCUCAUGGACGACAUCCGCGCCAAGCGAUACAACCUGCGCAAGGUCAUGGUAGGGGACAUGGUGAACGGAGACAUCCCCCAACGGGUGCGGAAGAGCGCGCACGACGUCAUCCUGGAGUUCAUCCGCUCGAGGCCGCCACUUAACCCCGUCGCGUUCCGGAAGCUCCGCGAGACCCCGGAGCGACCCCGCAGUCUCCACGAGCAGAUGCUCGACGAGAUCCGCAUGGACCGCAAGCUGCGGCCCGUCUCGCCCGUCCUGCCUCAGCCCUGCCGGACCGCCCUGAGACCGCUUAGCAUGUCACAGAGCUUUGACCUGGCAGACAUCGACACUCCGGACGGGCGCCGCGUCCGCAAGAAGAAGCUGCUGAAGGCGCCAACGCUGGCGGAGAUGGAGGCAGAGUUCGAGGAGGAGCAGGAGGAGGGCAACCUCGGCGACGCCGGGACACUCGACUACCUGGGCGACAUGUCGCCUUUCCUGCGCGACGCAGGGCCCCGGGACCGGCGCUCGCUGCACCUGAGCUUCAUGCCGGUGUCGUUGACGCCACAGCCGGAGCGCCGCUUGCCAGGCCCGCGGCGCCACUCCAUCGAAAAGGAGACGCCGACCACCACGGCGGCGCGAGAGUUCCCACGUCCCGUGCGCCAGGACUCGCGCUCGCUGGAAGUCGGACCGCGACCGCCGGUCCUGCACCGUGCCGACGGAAUGUUGAUCAUGACACGGCAACCAUCCUGA
This is a messenger RNA of Lethenteron reissneri (Far Eastern brook lamprey), 1968 nucleotides long. Its product is annotated as protein spire homolog 1-like. Gene Ontology annotation, biological process: polar body extrusion after meiotic divisions; actin filament polymerization; actin filament network formation. Gene Ontology annotation, molecular function: microtubule binding; actin binding. The record is from RefSeq and is a predicted model, not a curated record. Lineage: Eukaryota; Metazoa; Chordata; Hyperoartia; Petromyzontiformes; Petromyzontidae. Gene Ontology annotation, cellular component: cell cortex; cytoplasmic vesicle membrane.